UUCUUACUUGUGUGUGUGUGUGUUGUCGGUUUUGCUUGGAAAGACAUGAGUCGGAGUGUGUUGAGAAGUGCAGGUAUCCGGCGGAGCCAGCCAGCCUAGACCCGCAGGAUCCGUUAGUCGCACAGGGAUUGUAACAAUCUGGAAAUGUCAGCAGCCAUGGAUGCGAGGAGAAACUCGGAGGUGAGUGGACAGUUUGCGGAUGGUCAUGACUGCCAACAAGAGUUCGAAGCCUGCAGCCCGUGCAGGAGGGGGUAGAGCUCCACGGGAAGUUCCUGACAGGUGUCAGUCCACAUCGCCGUGCCCAGCGGUCUCUGGCGGCCAGGGGCAGAGCCAGCAGCCCCUCCUCAGCGACAGCAGGUACUUUGAUAAACAGAACAAGUACGCCAGGACUGACGGCAGAUUCCUGCUACAUGCUGAAUGGAGCAAGGCGGCUAGCUUGCGCGGCGGUGGGUCCCUCACAGGUGAGCCCGACCCCCAGGGCCGUCUCACCAAGUCAAAGAGCAUCAGCUGUCUGAGCAACAAGCUCUCCAUCUAUAAGCCCCCCAGCUCAAAUCAAAAGGGGCAGGGUGUCCAGGAGCAGAAGGAGAACCAGAGGGAUCUCCCCGCAGCGGAAGGACUUAAUGGGAGGCCUUUGAGCUGGAGCACUCUCUCUCUGGGACCUUCGUCUAACCAAGGCCACAAGCGUACGCUCUCUCUCACCCGCUCGGGAGCAGGCGUACCCCCCACCACAAUCCGCAAAAAGAUCUCAGAAUGGGAGUGCAGAAGAGUGUCUCUGCCUAGGAUGAGCUUGUGUCUGGAUAAAAGAGGAGGGGAGUGUGUGGGGGGUAGUGAGGGGUGUCCAAGUCUGCUCCCUUCUCCCUGCAGUGAGAAGACUUUUGACUUUAAGGGAGCCCGCAGGAUGAGCACAGCCUUCUCCGAAUGCUCCUUCACGGGGACAGAGGAAGAGGAAGGAUUUUCAGACAAAGAUGGUCUUGGCCAUUUCCAGAAAAGGAAAGGCAAGACGGAAACCUCAGGAGUGUUUUUACGUCCCCUGUCUGGUCGUAGAGAGACGUCAGCAGUGCUGAACAGGAUACAGAAGAUAGAGCAAGCUCUGAAGGAGAAUCCCACCCCUCCGCCAUGUCUGAGUGGCUACUACCCCACAGACAAGACAAGACAGAAGUCUUUUAUGAUGGGCGAUGACUUGGACAGUGCAUGCCCCAGCAAGCGUAGCAGUAUUUGCUCAGUUGCCACUGAACCAGAUACAGUUUUAGUGUCUGAUAAGCUCUCUAAACUCAGACAAAGGUUUAGUGUGAGUUCUGGCAGGUCUGAGAGCCCCGAACCACAGAGCCACCCAACAUCCGUUGGCACACCAGUUAACCCUUUACCCAAGCCCAAACGGACUUUUGAAUAUGAUGCGAAACGGGACCAGAGGGGCAGUUUGCCAUCCAAUGGACUACCUCCAGACAGAGCCUCUCCCCCACCUCUGCCCUCCACCCCUGCACCCAGCAUGCCACGAACAGUAAAGAGUGAGGGCAGCGCCCGCGUGAGAAUCCAGGACAGGGAGUCGUGUGAAUCGGAGGAUGCUGCCAGCUUGCCGUCUUCGUAUCCGUCCUCGCCCACAGAAAAUGGCGCACUGACCACAGAAGCGCGGACUCGACCCAAUUCCAAAAGCACUUUAGAGGAGAACGCCUAUGAGGACAUAGUAGAGAAGGAGAACCCAUAUGAGGACGUUGACCUGAAACGGAGAGGUUUGGCCAGGAAUCCUCGUCUGUCGGAGAGCAGCCGAUCUUGGUCUGUUAUGGACAGGAAGCUGAACUCUCCACCCCAGCUUCCUUCCAAACCCAGUAGCCAGUCUCUCCGCCUCCAUGGUCCGAGCGACAGGAAGAGCCACCGGCUCUCACAGCUUUCCAAGGGUUCCAUGGAUGAAAUGCUGCUCAUUCCCUCGAUCGGCAUCUCAGCAUCACCUUGUGGCCUGCUGGAUGACAGCCUCUCUAGCACCAGUGAUACCCUGCCCGCACACAGGCACUGGAGGAUCCCCAAGCUGGUCCAAAGAAUCAACUCCAUUUACUGCACUAAACGUGGGAAGAAGAGGCUAAAGAAGCUGUCUAUGUCCAAUGUUGAAACAGCAUCUCUUAGAGAUGAUAACAGUGAGAGUGAGAGUGACUCUGAUGACAGAUUCAAAGCUCACACUCAGAGGUUAUUGAAACUGCAGUCCAUCCUUCGACGAGCCCCAAGUUACCGUACACUGGAGCUGCAGCUCAUUGAGUGGCAGGAAAGAGAGCUCUUUGAGUACUUUGUGGUGGUUUCUAUGAAAAAGAAACCAAACAAGAAUUCCUACUCCCCUGAGGUCACCUACCAGUUUCCAAAGUUGGAGAGACUCACCAAGCAGAUGAGGGAGGCAGAGCAGAGACUUAAAGCUAUUCCUCAGUUCUGUUUCCCAGAUGCAAAAGACUGGAGUCCUGUUACCGAGUACAACAGUGAGACCUUCUCCUUCAUGUUGACCGGAGAGGACGGCAGCAGGAGGUUUGGGUACUGCAGACGCCUGCUGCCGACUGGGAAAGGGCCUCGCCUUCCCGAGGUGUACUGUGUCAUCAGCAGGCUGGGCUGUUUUGACUUGUUCUCCACAAUCCUGGAUGAAGUAGAGAGACGGAGAGGAGUGUCAGCAGCGCUGGUAUAUCCCUUCAUGAGGAGUCUGAUGGAGUCUCCCUUCCCUGCUCCAGGGAAGAUCAUCAAAGUAAAGACCUUCCUGCCUGGCGCGGGGAAUGAGGUCAUCGAGCUGAGGCGGCCCGCUGACUCCAGACUGGAGCAUGUUGAUUUUGACAGUUUGUUCAAAUGCCUCAGCGUGCGACAGGUGGUACGAGUCUUUGCCUCACUGCUGCUGGAGCGCCGAGUCAUCUUUGUGGCUGAUAAGCUCAGUACCCUGUCCAGCUGCAUUCAUGCAGUGGUGGCGCUGCUCUACCCCUUCUCCUGGCAACACACCUUCAUUCCCGUGCUGCCAGGCUCCAUGCUGGAUAUCGUCUGCUGUCCCACACCCUUCCUGGUGGGGCUGCUGUCCAGCUCACUGCCUAAACUUAAAGAGCUGCCUGUGGAGGAGGCUUUAAUGGUUGACCUGGGAACUGAUCGUUUCAUCCGACAGAUGGAUGACGAGGCCUCGCUGUUGCCGCGGAAACUUCAAGCAGCCCUUGAGCAAGCGCUGGAGCAAAGGCAUGACAUCAUAAACCAGGACUCUGACAGCGAGUCAGACGAGGAGUAUAACUCAUUAAACAGCCUGGUGUCGGAGGCCUUCAUCCGCUUCUUCCUGGAGACUAUUGGACAUUACUCUCUGUUCAUCACUCAGAACGAGCGCGGAGAGCGCGUUUUCCAAAGAGAGCCCUUCCGCAAGUCUGUGGCAUCGAAGAGCAUCCGUCGUUUCCUGGGUGUCUUCAUGGAGUCUCAGAUGUUUGCGGGGUUCAUUCAAGAUCGGGAGCUGAGGAAAACACGGAUUAAAGGGCUGUUUGAACGAAGGGUGGAUCAGUAUCUGGAGGAGCUGCCAGACACAGAGCAGAGUGGCGUUAACAAGUUCCUCAAAGGCCUUGGAAGUAAAAUGAAGUUUCUCCACAAAAAGAACUGAGGGGGGAAACGGAGGAUCCACGAGUCUCUGCUUCGUGUAGUUUUUUUUGUGCCUUUUCUUGAAUAAAAAUGUGUAAAUAUUUCUUCACUGUAAGCUGUGAUACUCUUCAGUGUAUGUUUAGAGUACCUUAUGAGACAGUGAUGAGCAGGACGGUACACAGCAAGUGAGUCAUAGAAUAACCACUGAUGUUCAGGUGUGACUGUGAGAAGUUUUAUCAGAGUACGUGUGUGUGCGUGACCCGUCAUGAACGUAGAUGUACAGUUUAUGUAUUUUGAGUCUGCAUUACUUUCCUAUAAUGUUGUCCUCUGUUUAAGGAGUGUAUUCAAAAACUGUACAUGCAUCAAGAUAAUGAAGAAUGACUGUUUUUACUCUUCAUAGACUCUUGAAUCUCUUAUUAAAUGUAGCCAUUUAAGUGCUUUAAAUGUCCAA
This is a messenger RNA of Cololabis saira (Pacific saury), 4018 nucleotides long. RefSeq names its product DENN domain containing 2B (gene dennd2b). Gene Ontology annotation, biological process: positive regulation of ERK1 and ERK2 cascade. The coding region runs from base 200 to 3589 and encodes 1129 amino acids. NCBI's taxonomy places the organism in Eukaryota, Metazoa, Chordata, Actinopteri, Beloniformes, Belonidae. The transcript has 20 exons. The record is from RefSeq and is a predicted model, not a curated record.